This is a messenger RNA of Cooperia oncophora, 486 nucleotides long. The record is from the annotation of a GenBank genome assembly. Lineage: Eukaryota; Metazoa; Nematoda; Chromadorea; Rhabditida; Trichostrongylidae.
AUGGAGGCGGCACAGACAAAUGCUGAUUGGUCGUUUCUGAAUAAAAAGCCAUUUGGAUUCUUGAUGUCAAUGCAGACGGUACUUAGUUUGUUUAUCGUUUUACUAGUGGCAUUUGCGCCUUUCGUCUUCGAAGGUGUAGGAUUUGUGAGUGGUUGUGCUUUCACCUUAUUUGUUACUUCUGCAAUCUAUAAUUUGUUCCACGUUAUGGGAUGGAACCGAAAGGUGUUGCAGCUGCCUGGUGGUAUCAACCUUUUCGUUCCAUGCACUUUGUGGGUAUUUAUUAUGUCAGCAAUCUUCUUCAUAUUGUUCUCUUUUGGCACACUCGUAUGCCUCGUAGGGUUUUUUGAUUCGUUCCGAUACACUGUGCAACUGAUAAUCAUCUACUUUUUCUUAUCGCUAACCUGUGCCGCUGAUGCUUUCAUUCUGUCUCCGUCUUGGUGUGCUUCUUUUUUCGAGCCGCGCCAAACAGCCAUUUACUCGCUUUAA